AUGGCGAGGUCACCGUAUAGAGCCUAUUUGAUCCUUGGAGGAAAUUUAAAUUCGGAGUGCUCAAAGCUGUGUGAUAAUGACAGUUCAUGUAAAGCAUACGCCAUUGACACAUCAAACAGUUACUGCUACCUAACCACUAAUACAUCUCCUUCCGAUGCCAGCAAGCGUAGGUAUUUUGCAUCAAAGACAUGUUCUACUACUCCUGUGCCGACGACGACACAAAAUACGGGUACCUGUCCGUAUGUACUACAGCAAUACAUGGUAAUAACCUCAUAUUUCGGUGUCUGGAGUAUUGGUGGCAAAUUAAACUCCGUGUGUCAAAGACUCUGUGAUGACUAUGUGUCGUGUAAAUCUUACACUAUUGAUUAUGCAACCAGUUACUGUUAUCUUAGCUCCUCUGAAGAAAGUCGUUCAGAUUCAUCUUCGCAGCGGUAUUUUGGAGAAAGGCAAUGUCCCAGCACUACUACAGACAGUUUUGAUUUUAUAAUAAGUACAACAAUCACUUUAGACCCUGAAACGGAAUCGGACACCGUAUCGGAUUUCUUAUCAACAGAACCAGGACUUUUGCUAACUACAGAACCAGACGCAUCAUUCACUACGGAGGCAAAACGUUUAUUAACUACAGAACCGGACGUAUCAUUAACUACAGAGCCAGAAAGUAUACAAGCUACUACUGAGCUGGACUUAUCAUUUACUACGGAGCCGGACUUAUCAUUAACUACAGAGCCAGAAAGUACACAAACUAUUGCACCGGACUUCUCAUUAACUACGGAGCCAAAAAGUACACAAACUGCCAAACCGGACUUAUCAUUUACUACGAAGCCAGAAAGUAUACAAACUACUGAACCGGACUCCUCAUUUACUACAGAGUCAGAAAGUAUACAAACUACCGAACCGGACUUAUCAUUUACUACGGAGCCAGAAAAUCUACAAACUACUGAACUGGACUUAUCAUUCACUACGGAGCCAGAAAGUAUACAUACUACUGAACCGAAAUUAUCAAUAACUACGGAGCAAGAAAGUAUACAAACUACUGAACCGGACUUAUCAUUUACUACGGAGGCAGAAAAUCUACAAACUACAGAACCUAAAUUGUUAUCAACUACAGAAGAAUCAACGUUAAAUACAAUCGAGGGAACAACUGAGGCAGAAUCUACAAUGCGAUCUGAGCAGACAACUACAGAAUUUAACUCAAAAUUAUCUACUGACUUGGAACUCAUGACUACAAAAUCUAUGAACCUUUUGACAACAGAAGCAGCAACUUUGCUCCAAACAGAACCAAAAACAAAACAACUAUUAGAAAGGGGCACAACAUUAACCACGGAAUCGAUAGAAUCAAAAACUAAGGAAUCUCAAACAUUUUCCAAUACAGACGCUGUAUCAACCACUGAAGAAGAAACAGUGGAACCAGAAAUCUUUACAACGACAGAAUCGGAAAGGGUAUCGAACUCAAAAACCGACAAAUUAUUUAAUACAGACGAAAAAACCCAAUUAACAACGGACUCGGAGAUGAUUACCACAAAAAGAGAGACUACAGACGACAUAGAACAGCAUACAAUUAUAACCACAGACGACAUAGAACAGCAAACAAUUAUAACCACAGACGACAUAGAACAGCAAACAAUAAAAACCACAGACGACAUAGAACAGCAAACGACUAUAACCACAGACGAAAUAGAACAGCAUACAAUUAUAACCACGGAUCUUACCACCAUUUUAUCGACAGACACGAACCAUAUACUGACAUCAAAGAUCUUAUUAUCUAUGGAACCAGAACACUCAAAGGCCACAGAAUCCGUAUCACUAUCAUUAACAGAAAUGGACUCUACACCAUACACCGAAGACGAAACGCUAUUAACCACGGAACCUGGGAUCAUAUCAACAAAGGAACCGAACACUUUCGAAACUGCAGUAACGGAAAUUUCAUCAAACGUAGAAACCGUGACAUUAUUAACUACAGAACAGGAAUCCAUAAUAACUAAUCAAGUUAAUACAAAGACAGAGUCACCAAAACAACAAACGACAAAACAUAACACGAUAUCUAUAACAGCGAAUACAGAAACAAUAUUACCUGAUAAACUUAUAACCUCGCACACAACAGAAUCAGAAACAAGGGAAACACUGUUAACUACGGAAGCAGUAGCCUCACAGACUACUGAAUCAGACACCUUAGAGACAAGAGAAAAGUUAUCUACGGAACAAGUAUCCAUGCAAACAACGGAAUCGAAAACCUUACUGACAACAAAAACAUCAUCUACGGAUCAAGGUAUCUCGCAAAGAAUAACAUCAGAAAUACCACUAACAGCGGACACGGUGUCACCUAUGGAAUCAGGUAUCCCAACAACCACUGAAUCGAGAACCUUAAUGAAAACAGAAACUGCAGAACCAGAAAUCUCGCACACUACAGAAACGGACACUUCUUUGAAAACACUAACAGCGUCAACCACGGAAUCAGUAGACUUGGAAACUACGGAAUUGGAAUCAUUUACGUCAAGACAAACACUGUCGUCUAUGGAGCAAGGAAGUUCACCAACUACAGAGUCUAAGACGGUAACAAAUCCAGAACAGGAUGUUGUGUCAACAUCAGAACAAGGGACUUUUAUUACAAUUGAAACUACUGUCCUUUCAACAGUAGAAACAGAAACGUUAUCGACAACAGAGCAAGGGAUAUUAAGUACAGAACCAAUACUUUUAUCAAGUACAGUUCCGAAAACACCUUUAACCACGGACCAGAGUACAUCAUUAAGUACAGAUCAGGCAACUUUGAAUACCACGGAACAGGAGACGUUGUUUACCAUAACGGAACACAUUUCAAGUACAGAAGAGGAGAAGACAACGGAAUCUAAGAGCACAACACAGGAAACAACAAAUACGCCUAUACAAAUCACAAAUGGAACACUGUAUAGAUUUCCAAUGUCACCAUACCUAACCUGA
This is a messenger RNA of Saccostrea echinata, 2934 nucleotides long. RefSeq names its product mucin-5AC-like. The coding region runs from base 1 to 2934 and encodes 977 amino acids. Lineage: Eukaryota; Metazoa; Mollusca; Bivalvia; Ostreida; Ostreidae. The record is from RefSeq and is a predicted model, not a curated record. The transcript is spliced from 2 exons.